CUGUCAGACGUACGUCACGCAUCCCAGCAGUGCAGCUAAAACGAACAAACCCUUCAGCUGUGUGUAUCAUGUAAACUAAACGAUUGAACUUGCAAAUAAAUAUCAAUUGUUGUUAUUUUCCACUUAUUUUCUCUCAAUUCACAUAUAUUUUCUAUAUCAUGUACAUAUAAGUAAAAGACAAAUAUCAAUAAUCCUUUUUUAAUUGUGACUUUUAAAUCGCAAAUUGUAAAAGUCAUGUGUAUAUGCAUAAAAUUAAUAAUAACUAGAUUUUAAAAAAUUAGCAUUUUAAACAUCCAGAAAACAAUGAUAGAGACGAAUGAGGAAAAAUUAUUUUAUUACAGGCAAAAAAGGCAGACAACAUGAUAUAUCAUUCAAUAUUUAUGUACUAUGAAGAAUGUGCCAGAAAAUGGCAAAUGGUUUUAUAUCAUCCCAGUGUUUGUAUGUACAUUGUCAAAUUUAAGGAGCAGUUUAUCCAUAAUCCAUUUCUACAAGUGGCUACCUUUGUUGUGGUAGCAUCACUAUUAACGCCUAUCCUUCUGUUUGUUGUAUUUGCCACUAUUAGUGCUGUAUUUGCAUUUAUCGGUUUUAUGAUGAUUCAAGUGACAGUAUUGGCUAUUGGUGCAAGUAUUUUAAGCUGCAUUCUUUUCUGUGUUGCAAGUACUUUUAUAAUGAUAGCGUUAUGUGUUCUCUUUUCAUCUCUUUUUAUCUAUUACAUAUUAUAUUAUACAAAUCAUGCAUUUAAGCUCUUAACUAUGGAAAAGCUUGAUAGAAAAUUUUAGUAUAUAGAUUGUUAUAUUAAUGAAAUCUUUAAACCAUUAAAAAAAUUAUCUUUACCAUAAAUUUCAAGUUUAUUUCAUAAAUCCACCAUAAUAAUCAUAUUCAACACACAUAUACUCACUUUAAUUAAUAUAGAAACGAUUAAUAUAUUCUGAAGUAAUUUUGACAAAAUU
Messenger RNA from Nylanderia fulva, 950 nucleotides. RefSeq lists its product as uncharacterized. The record is from RefSeq and is a predicted model, not a curated record. Lineage: Eukaryota; Metazoa; Arthropoda; Insecta; Hymenoptera; Formicidae.